AUGAAGCGUGCAUUACAAUUUACACGCAAUCUUAACUGUUGUAUAGAUGGAUAUGAAGAAUUAGCAGCUGAGCAAACUCAGUCUGAUUCUAUGCGCUGUCGUGUUAAGUGGCAGUUUUCUCACAAAUUAAAGCAAUUUGAUGAUUAUCGUUGCUUGCAUUGUGGACAAGUUUUUGGGCGCACUUUCAGCUAUAAGCGUCAUCUAUUAAGGCAUGGCGCCAAUAAAAAGAAAAAGUCUGCGGCUACAUCACCACGCAAACUGACAACAACAAAAGCAACAAUAACAACAACAGCUAUUACUACUGCAACAACGAAUAAUGUUGCUGCGUCGCAUUUAUCACAAAAAAAUGAUAGCAAUUGUGAAAUUGCAGAUUUAAAUUUUGACGAAGCAGAACGUGAAAAUAAUAAUAAUAACAUUACUCAGUUGGACUUUCGAGAAAAUGUUUUAAAAUUCGUUCUGAAUUUAUACGCUAAAUCAAACCUAACCCGCAUAGAUGUCAUAGACAUUCAAGAAUCCAUACAGAAUUUGCUAUUAACGCCAAUAUUAGCAACAUUUACUGAAAUGAUCAAUUCAAAAUUAUUAAGUAACUUGGAACUUAAGGGAGAAUUUUUGAGUGCGGUGUUCAAAUAUGUAAACAUAUUUGAGUGGUUUGUUAUUAAUGAAAAAGAAACUUUAGUUCAUCAAAAAGGCGUACUGAAAUUAAGCGGAAAAUCGUCCAAAAUGGCAAUGUUACCCUUACAUGAUACUAUGAAGAAAAUACUAGAAAAAGACAAUUAUUUGUCAGAGAUGUUGGCCGAAAUAAAGAAACUAAAAGAUAGCCAUAAUUUUACAAACAUUGUUCAAAGUUCAUUAUGGAAGAAAAAAUGUGAAUUAUAUCCUGAAAAAGUGUUAAUACCUUACUUUCUGUUUAUUGAUGAUUUAGAAUUAAAUAAUCCAUUGGGCUCUCAUGCAUCCAAAGAUUCCAUUUGUAAUGUUUAUUAUGCAUUUCCAUGCACACCAUUUCGGGAAACCAACUUAAAUAAUAUUUUCCUAGCAGCAUGUAUUAAAUCUCAAGAUUUAAAAACAUAUGGCAACAAUGUUUGUUUAAGUGCUUUGGUUGAUGAAAUGAUUCAACUGGAACUGAAAGGCAUAAAUUUAAAUACCUCGAAUCAGUCACAAUUUGUUGUAUACCCAAUUCUACUUCUUGUGUUAGGAGAUAACUUAGCUCUAAAUAGCGUUUUAGGAUUUACUAAAUCAUUUAACGGUGUCUUUUGCCGGUUUUGUAAAAUAGAUAAAAACAUGAGUAAGUUCACAAUAAGUGAAAAUUCACAUAUAUUAAGAACCAACGAAAAUUAUAAACAUGAUUUGAAUUUAUGUCAGCCAAAAUCUACUGGUAUUUUGGAGGAAUGUGUUUUUGAAAGAAUCCCUUCUUUUACUGUUAUUGAAAAUAAAGCAGUAGAUGCAAUGCAUGAUGUUUUGGAAGGACUACAGCCAUACAAUCAGUUUAUGAAAGAAAGCAGUGCUUAG
This is a messenger RNA of Teleopsis dalmanni, 1506 nucleotides long. RefSeq lists its product as uncharacterized. The coding region runs from base 1 to 1506 and encodes 501 amino acids. The transcript is spliced from 5 exons. NCBI's taxonomy places the organism in Eukaryota, Metazoa, Arthropoda, Insecta, Diptera, Diopsidae. The record is from RefSeq and is a predicted model, not a curated record.